Alternaria viburni is the source of this 1740-nucleotide messenger RNA. RefSeq lists its product as uncharacterized. The record is from RefSeq and is a predicted model, not a curated record. Gene Ontology annotation, molecular function: protein binding. NCBI's taxonomy places the organism in Eukaryota, Fungi, Ascomycota, Dothideomycetes, Pleosporales, Pleosporaceae. Bases 1 to 1740 code for a protein of 579 amino acids. The transcript has a single exon.
AUGUCGCUCUCCAUUGAAGAGAAGCUUCCCACCGAGCUUCUCGAACACAUUGUCUCACUAUCCCCACGCGAAUCUCUCCUUAGCCUAUGCCGUACUUCCAGAACACUUAAUCGGCUCGCGACGCCAUGGCUGUACUCGAAGAUUUACCUGAGAGAAACCGACAACCUUGCCGCUCUCGCAUUUCUAGUCUUCACUUCCCCCGCCCAUGCCAGUCUGGUCAAAUGCCUCAUUGUGACUAGUAGCUGGGCGGAUGUUGGAGAGGAGUAUUGCAACAGCUCGUGGCCAAGAUCUGACGACCCUGGAACCCACGACAUCUUGAGGAAGAAGUGCGCGGAGUGCACUUCCAGCGUCGAAGAGGCAUUUGUUGUCUAUGAGAUGAUUCAGUCGGGUAAGAAUGAGGAUGCUAUUAUGGCGCUAUUACUCGUCAGCCUACCGAAGCUUCGACGAUUGAACAUCAAUUGUGGCAUAUAUGGCCAUGAUGAUUUCGUCUCGUUGUUACCCAAGGUCAUCCGUGGGAAGCCGCACGCAAUGUCAGAACCUAUCGAUAUCCUGGUCGCUGGAGCAGACGACAAAUAUUCUAGCGCUACCAGUCACGUCGCAGCCUUCUUUUGUCUACCAAACGUGCGCUCUAUAUACGGAUGGAAGCACGGCGACGGCGAAGUCCACGACCAGAAUGACUUGUUCUCGAAGCUGGAGCCACGAUCAUGCCCAAUAGAGUAUCUGGAAUUGCGAUGCGCAAAGCUUGACAUGGAAAAUUUCCAAGGCAUGUUGAACGCGACAAUACCCGGAAGACUCAAGACCUUCAACUACGAGCUUGGAGGCCCGUGGGCAUGGUGCGACACGGAGCAUCCGGCGAUGAUGCGAAGCCUGGAGCCACAUCACGAGACGCUGGAAACGCUGGGGUUAAGCCACGAAGACUUCUACCCGUACGUUGAUAACGGUAGUGCCGAGCGCUCGAAGGCUUAUCCGUGUUCUUUCACGUCUUUCACCGCCCUCAAGCGUCUCAAAGUCGCACCUGUGUACAUAUGGGGCCAUCAAGGGUUCACGGACCAGACGACCUUCCGGACUGGCGCAUCGAGAGACAGGCUUUGGUCCAUACUUCCCAAAACCCUCCAGGAACUCUGGAUUACGCGAGCUCAGGCGCAAGAAUCGCGUGAAAACAUCGGAGCUACCGCGUUUGUACCGCAAUGCUUACUCCCAGCACUCGAUCUGGUGGUGCAGAACAAGCGGACAUCUUUCCCCCAGCUCGCGCACCUGCGUGUCGAACUUCCGCUCCUAGACUGGAAGGACGAUUGGCUGGAUAGCCUGGCAUCGAUCAGCCGAGCCGCUGCCGCUGAGGGGAUCCAGACAUCCAUCAUCUUAUACAACAUGUUCAGCAGAUACGGGCCUAUAAGCGCGGAGCAAAACUGGGGCUGGAACGAAGACAUCAAGUGGGAACCAUCGCGCUACAGCGACAACUUAGAAUGCCCAAAGAUAUGGAUUGAGGUGACGCCGCAGCGACAGGAACAUCUUGCCUCCAUACUCAAAGACAUGAAGACCCGGUUCCAAGAAGAGAAUGAGCGGUAUACAGAAGCGAGAGAUAGGAUUAACAAGCUGGGCGCGCUGUGUACGGAUUGUCAACUCAGUGGAGACUACGAUUCUAGCAAAGAUAUCGGCCUACCUGAACGCUUCGUGGACGAGCGGCUGGGACAAGAACCGUAUUGGAAAGGUCGCGGUGCCAAACCUGAGGUGGUGACAUGA